Tachysurus vachellii is the source of this 1147-nucleotide messenger RNA. It is a transcript of the gene ak5l, whose product is annotated as adenylate kinase 5, like. The record is from RefSeq and is a predicted model, not a curated record. Gene Ontology annotation, cellular component: cytoplasm; cytosol. Gene Ontology annotation, molecular function: AMP kinase activity; ATP binding. The transcript is spliced from 8 exons. Gene Ontology annotation, biological process: nucleoside triphosphate biosynthetic process. Bases 57 to 1046 code for a protein of 329 amino acids. Lineage: Eukaryota; Metazoa; Chordata; Actinopteri; Siluriformes; Bagridae.
AUUAUUCGACGCUCCUUUCACCAGCGGAUUUGGUUGAGUUCGAUUACAAGAAGAAGAUGAACACCAACGACGCCAAGGAGUAUCUCUCCAAACGCCAGAUCCCUAAUCUGUUUGAGAGCAUGUUGACUGGCUUGAUGUAUCACCGCCCUGAAGACCCUUUAGGCUUUUUGGAAAACUGCCUGCAGAAAGCAAGAGAGCUGGGAGGUCCUGAAUGUGUGGCCUGGGAUACCUUCAUCAUGCCUGAUCGUAAACCACUACCACCGAUUACCACUGCACAGGGAAAGAAAGCUCCUUGCAAGCUGGACAGUGGUCCUGGUCCUGGGCUUUACCGACGCUAUGACAGAUUGCCUCCCAUUCAGGCUCAAUUCUCCAUUGAGAGUGAUUCUGAUAUGACAGAAUCCUCUGGACUCAUACAGGAGUAUGAUGUCUUUGACCCAUUAAAACCAAAGCCACACAUCAUAUUCAUUAUAGGUGGUCCAGGCAGUGGAAAGGGCACUCAGACCGCUAAGAUUGCAGCUCAUUAUCACUUCGAGUGUGUGUCUGUUGGGGAAAUUUUAAGAAACCAGCUGCUUCAGCAUGCUCCCAGUGACAGGAAAUGGGAACUGAUCGCUCAAAUCAUUGCCAAUGGAGAGCUGGCACCUCAGGAGACAACAAUUGAGGAGCUCAAGCAUCAAUUCAUCAAGAAACAAGAUGCCAAAGGUUUCAUUGUGGAUGGAUUUCCACGGGAAAUAUCUCAAGUGUUCACCUUUGAAGAACAAAUUGGCUCUCCAGAUCUGGUAAUCCUACUAGCUUGUUCUAAUCAGCAGCUGCGUCAGCGCCUGGAGAAACGUGCCCUGCAGCAGGGUCGGCCUGAUGAUAAUACCCAUGCCAUUGAGAAACGACUUGAAACCUUCAAGCACAACAUAACCCUCAUAGCCAAAUAUUACCAGGAGAGAGGACUAAUUAUUAGGGUUGAUGCAGAUCGAGAAGAAGAUGACAUUUCCACAGAUAUCAAAGCCAUAGUGAAAGAGAAACUGUUUGCAAAGGAGGAAGAACCAAAGGGUUAAUAAGUACUACCACAAAACCUUUAAAUGCUUCUCUAUGAUGGUUCUUGAGUUUUACUUAAAAAUGUAUUUUUAAAACAAUUUAAGACAUUUCUUAUUAUGGC